UGACGUGAGAGAAAGAGCUAUAUAUAGCAGAGUUAUACAUAUAUAGGGAGGCAUCGGCCAUUUUGUUAGUGUGUGCACACAUAUCGUGGAUUGUGGACCACGGUAAACGCGAGGUUGACCAUAGCAGCAGGAGUUGGCUGCUAAACACUUGCAGCAGCAACAUUAUAGUGAAUCAGUCCGCGCGACCAGUGUGUAUAAACGUAGGUGUUCACGCGUCGAGUCGAAUCGAGUCGUUGCGUGUCGCGAGAACCUCGCGAGUGGCAGCUGCAGGAGUUGGCGUGUGUAAAGUACGCCGAGGGGUCGCCGCCACCACUGCCACCGCCGUUGCUGAGGAUACCUAUAUACACAUAUAUACUCAUCUAGUCGCACAUUCCUCUCCUCCAGAGGCAAUUUAAAUCUGCACCACAGAUAUUGAAGGCAGUGUAUAGUGCCGCCGCAUACAAUAUAUUAGUUACGUAUGCGUUGCUGUUGCUACAACUACUACUUUAGCUGGGUUGACUCUGCAGCAGCGACAUAACCGUUGCGCCAAAGCUUCCCGGUUAAGCGCACGCAUCUCACGAGUGUAGCAGAGCCCGCAUAGCCAAGCAUGGAGGAGAAGGCGUCUCUCAAGGAGCUCGACCAGUGGAUCGAACAGCUGAACGACUGCAAACAACUGACGGAGAGCCAAGUCAAGACGCUCUGCGACAAGGCAAAAGAAAUUCUAGCAAAAGAAUCCAAUGUGCAAGAGGUGAAAUGUCCUGUAACAGUAUGCGGAGAUGUGCAUGGGCAGUUUCAUGAUUUAAUGGAACUGUUCAGAAUAGGUGGAAAAUCCCCAGACACGAAUUAUUUGUUUAUGGGUGAUUACGUUGAUCGUGGCUAUUAUUCUGUUGAAACUGUCACGCUACUUGUAGCACUUAAAGUGAGGUACAGAGAAAGAAUAACCAUCUUAAGAGGCAAUCAUGAAUCCAGACAAAUUACACAAGUUUAUGGAUUUUAUGAUGAAUGUCUUCGUAAAUAUGGAAAUGCAAACGUCUGGAAGUUUUUUACAGACCUCUUUGAUUAUCUACCCUUGACUGCACUUGUAGAUGGUCAGAUAUUUUGCUUACAUGGUGGACUUUCUCCUUCUAUUGAUACAUUGGAUCAUAUUCGGGCACUAGAUCGUCUACAAGAAGUACCACAUGAAGGACCCAUGUGCGAUCUUUUAUGGUCAGACCCUGAUGACAGAGGGGGAUGGGGCAUUUCUCCUAGAGGAGCUGGGUAUACUUUUGGCCAAGACAUUUCGGAAACAUUUAAUCACUCUAAUGGCUUAACACUUGUAUCGCGAGCUCAUCAACUGGUUAUGGAAGGCUACAACUGGUGUCAUGACCGUAAUGUCGUAACCAUAUUCUCGGCACCCAAUUACUGUUAUCGUUGUGGUAAUCAAGCUGCAAUCAUGGAAUUAGAUGAUGCUUUGAAGUAUUCAUUCCUCCAAUUUGAUCCAGCACCAAGACGCGGUGAGCCACAUGUCACUAGGCGAACGCCAGACUACUUCCUGUAAGGUGUGGAACACGAGGAAGUGGACUCAAAGGUAGGGGAAUGGAAUGAUGCUGGCUUUAUAGAGAUGCCACAAAAACGUAACCUUUAUUAAGAAAAAAAAAAAAAAAAAAAAAACAAACAAACAAACAAACAACAUCUGUACCUUUAACCGUUAUUGUAAACGGCCAAAUAAAGAAAGUGGUCAAGUUUUCAAACCCCGAAUGAAUGUUAACUUAUUGAUGGGCGAUAAAACAACGUCUGCCGAAGAUAUACGUGUCGACUUUUCCUAAUUGUAAUACAAAGCUGACUGUUGUCAUUGAAAUGGUUACUGAAUGAGAAGAAAAGAAAGAUUAAAAUAGCUGUAUUUAAGAGAAGAAAAAAAAGUGAUGGAAUAAAAUAUCUUACGUUUUAACUGAUGUGUGAUAAAAGAGUGAGAUUUUUCUCCAAGUAAAGGCAUGUGAAGUAUAAGAGGGUUGAUGCAAUAGUGAUUUCCAUCCCAGUUUUGCCACUACUUUAUACGUCAUUUUUAAAUCCAAGUAUUUGUAUUUAUUACUACUUCUUUUUCACGAUUGUGAAACACAAUGUUAUUAGAGUUUAAAAUAAAAGUGGCUGUUAUGUGUGGCUGCUGUAAUAUACGAGAUUUUUGUAACGUAAAUCGGAACCUCAGUGGACCAUAUGUUCUUUAUCAAAGUUUUUCAUUUCGAUACUUUUGUUUUUAGCGCGACAGAAAAAUUAUCUGAUCGAAUUUAUUUGUGAAUAAAAAUCAAAUUUUAUACCUUACGCUCCUUCUCUCUUUCUUAUUCAAUCGAUAAGAAGAAUAAAGGAAGAGUUUUGUAAUGUACUUUUUCUACUUAAGAAAAGCUUUUUUAAUGCAUUGUUAUUUAAAACUCUCAAGCAUUUACUUUAUUCGUCUUUCGUUGUGUUACACACUGGACUAUUGAUGCAUUGGAAUAAAUAAAGAAUUAAUGCUCUUAUCAGAAAUUGUAAGUUUUUAUGAAUUCUAUACCACUUGACCACACAUUGUCGCAACGAGAGGGAUAAAGACACCUCGUGGCACUUUUGCAUCAAUCCCCAGAAAUGAAAUUAAUUUUUUUUAAAUCAACGCCUAACGAUACUAUCCUUUCAUCAAUAAUUAUAUCUUACCAAAAGUUAUUGGUUCGUUUUACACAACUUUUUACCAAUUUUAAAAAUUCAUACAAAAAUGAUAUCGAUUAAUAAAGUUUUCGACUUGAGCGGAAUUGAUUUAUAUUUAUUAUUCUAAAUCAUUUUAGGCUAAGUAAUGUGUACAUGUGUACCAUGAGGUAACCUGUCGAUGCGAUGUAUCUAUUUUUCUUUUGUCAAAACGUAAAAACUGAAAACAUACCGUAUUCAUUGAAAUAUUCAUUGAAGUAGAAAAAAAAGACAGGUGAAACACACAUGCUAACAUAUUGAGAUAAAAUAAUGUUAAGACUGCAAAUUUGAUAUUGUAUAAUGACGAUGAAUUGACGUUAAUAGAGACCCUAGAGUGAUUGUUUUCAAAAAAUAUGAAAACAAAAAAAAAUAAUAAAUAAAUUUAAAAAAUUACUGUAACAAUCUCUAAAUUGAUAAAGUGCCGAGGCAAGCGCUAAAUAAAAGAUAUGCGAAGAACCACACAAAUAAUAACAAUUUAUCAAGACUGCGAAUCGAUCAAAUUGAAAUAACUGAAAAGAUAACAUUUUCUCAACUCUAGUGUGUCCCUUUCUAUUACCUCUAUCAGACACCUAUAUACUAUCGAGCAUAAAGUUAAUUUUCAUUGAAUGCGUGUACUUGUUCUUGGAAAAAUUUCACAGAUUUAUACAGAAACAAAAAAAAAAUGUGAAUUCAAUGCAGUUCUUUUGACAUUGAUGUUUUCAACACUUUUUUGUGCACUUGUCACUUUUGUAUGAACAAAUCUUUAAAUAAGAGUUUUUUCAAAAUAAAAGAAAAACAAAAAAUCAAUUUAAUGAUGAAACAAAAAAAGGUGUUUUCAGUAAAAUUAUAUUUGUACCCGGGUGUAUUUCUGUUAAAUCUUUUACAUAGCUGAGAAAGAAGCAAUAUUAUUAGAAACGACCAUUCUAAGAGAAAGAAACCCAUGGGUAAAGGUCAUUUAGUAUUACAUAAUUAACAAUCUAAAAAUGAGUUGAGUAGCAGUACAACAUCAUAAUAAAUGAUUUAAUAGUCAUGUAGACGUUGUAUAGUUUUUUAUUUGUAACGCACGUGUAAGAAAUGAAAAGGUAGAGGUGGAGGAAAUGAAAAAUGCGAGAUAGUGCGCUUUGACGUGCCGUUGAAGCACGAGGAGUUUUUUUAAAUUGUAACAUAAUUUUAUUUUAAAUAGGUAAAUUGAUAAUUUGACAAAUAACCACUACAAAGCGGAAAGCUUCGAAAAUCGAUGUAGUGAUUAAAUAAAAAUUUUGUGCUUCAGCUUGUAUUAAAAAAAUUGAAGAGAGAGAAAGAUGCAAUACACAAGAUUUUCAUAUUUUUAUGAGCGAGCAAGUUGACUAGUUGACCUGAGCACACGCCCAACUAAGUAUAAAUCGUAUCAUCUCAUUUUUCUCUUUUGAGUUCGAGCAUUUAAAUGGAAAUAAAAAAAAAAAAAAAAAAAAAAUAAACUGAAUAG
This is a messenger RNA of Copidosoma floridanum, 4108 nucleotides long. It is a transcript of the gene mts, whose product is annotated as protein phosphatase 2 catalytic subunit mts. The record is from RefSeq and is a predicted model, not a curated record. Lineage: Eukaryota; Metazoa; Arthropoda; Insecta; Hymenoptera; Encyrtidae. Gene Ontology annotation, molecular function: protein serine/threonine phosphatase activity.